UGUGCCUUUAGAUUAUAUGCACCUGGUAUUGUUAGGUGUAAUGAAGAAACUCAUACAGUUAUGGGUGAAGGGUCCACUUAAAGUGAGAUUAAGUUCAGAAGAAAUAAGAAAAAUUUCUAAAAGACUGUUGAAUCUUCGUUGCAGCAUACCUUGUGAAUUUGGGAGAAAACCACGAUCGUUAUUGACAUAUGCACAUUGGAAGGCAACAGAGUUUCGGACAUUCUUAUUAUAUACAGGACCUGUGGUUUUGAAGAAAAUAAUGGUAAAUGGUGUAAAAAAGGAAAUGUAUGAGAACUUCUUACUUCUACAUACUGCGAUAUCUGUUUUAGUGAGCGAAAUUAAUCUUUCUCCAGAGAAUAUACAGUCUUGUCACGAAUUGUUAGUAAAUUUUGUCCAAGGUUUUCAAAAUAUUUAUGGGGAACAAUUUGUGUCACAUAAUGUGCACAACUUAUUACACCUUAUUGCGGAUGUUAAGAAGUUUGGACGCUUGGACAAGUACAGUGCUUUUAGAUUCGAGAACUAUAUGUCAACGAUAAAGAGAAUGAUAAAAAAAGGACAUAAACCUCUUGAACAAAUUGCCAAAAGAUACUCUGAACGCGAAGCUGUACUAAAUGAUGUGAAUAUUAAAAAAACAAAUUUGCAAAGACCACACAACACCGGACCAAUUACUAAAGAUGUCUCCGAUAUAAAAAAACAGUAUAAAGUAUUCCAGACUGAAUCAGUUAAAAUUAAUUGUCUUCAAUUAAAGAAUAGUUGCGUUUUGUUAAAGGACGGUACCUUCGGUCAAGUUUUAAAUAUUAUCGACUGUAUCAAUGAUACACGACUAAUAGUACAGAGAAUCAUGUCUACUGAUGCAUUAUAUGAAUUCCCAGAUUCUAGGUUGAUAAACAUACAUAAAGGAAUUCUUUUGAAAGACACCAUGUUCUCCACUUCGACAAAAAACUUACUGUGCAAAGUAUGGAGAGUACCAACUUCAGAAGAAGUAAUCCUGCUCCCUUUGCAACACUCAAUAAUUAUAUGAAUACCAUUUGAAAAAUAUUGAAAACUUAGAUUUAUAUGCUGGAAGAUAAUCAUAAUAAAAUCAAGAAAAGCAACAUUGGCGAUUUUUGUCUCCUAUCCUCGUAUGAAUUGACCCUUCUGCAUUACAUUUUUGUAAAUAGCAAUCUCUGAAGUAGCCGAUUAAGAAAUUACAGUCAAAAUUGUGAAAGUGAGAGAAAUUGAAAGUUUAUUGGGAAUGAUAAAAUAGACGAGUUACUAAAAAAGGGAUGCAUCAAAUUUCAUGAACUUGAGUGGGAAGUUUUUUAAUAUUCAAAUAUGAAACUUGUCUUUAGUAUUGGUUCAUAUAUGUUUCCGCAGUACUGAUACAAGCAUUGUAUGAAGGGAUAUAUUUUGGAAAAUUUCUAAUUGUGGACUGAAGAUUCAUAAAACAAUGGAAUUUAUCAUUAAGAGCAUUAUCUUAGCUGCUCGAGAAAAAGAUCGUGCAGGUUGUUUUGCUGAAAAUCGAAUUAUCACAAGGAAUAAAAAAUUGGAAAAUUUUAUUUUAGUUAGAAUCAGCAAGGAUUAACAUCUGAAUAACUAAACAUAAGUCACCGUGCUUAAUAGUGAAUAAUGUAACAUCAGUCAGGUCUACAAGGAGGAGAAGAAAACAACUGUUAAGAAAUCGCUUCUGAUACAGAAGCAAGUAAAAUUAACAAUAUAUUUCAAGAUCUUGUUUGUUUCAUUUGCUGGUUUCACAGGCUGUUCCCUAUUUCCCUUAAAGUCCCAUUUUUUAAUUUUUAAAAAGUCCCCUAUUUCCAAACCUUUUCCUAACUUUCCCCUUUUUUCCACAAAGGCAUUAUAAAAUCUUAAUUUUUGAGGUUUCGGUUACACAGUAAACACUGACAAAACUGAAAAUUGGUACAUUGAUGUCAUUUUCUCAAGAAAAUACAGAAAUUCAGCAUCAUUUAAAUAAUUUUCAUAGUCCCCUAAAAGUCCUCUAUUUUUAUAUUUUUAGUCCCCUAUUUCUCCUAAAAUACUUUUUAGGGUCACUGUGAAGCCUGCAUUGUAAUCAAUAUAUUUUUGUAAAGUAAAAUGCAAUUUAGGAUUCAGAAAUUAAAAGAAUUUCUUUGGUUUUAAAAUGUUUAUGAUAGCCUUAUAAAAAAAUGAAGUAACGAAAAAAAUACUUUUGAAAAUUAUUUAAAAUGCGUAUUUAAGUGCAUAAAUUUUGUGCAUAGCAAUUUAAAAAUUUCUGGAAGUUAUUUAAUAAUAUUGUUUCUCAGUGUAGUUGCUCACACUAAUAAAAGCCCGUAAAAAGCUACUUGCAAACCGAAAAAUUUCAAUUGGUUUCAAAUAGUUUUACCGAUUUUUUUGAAAAAUUACUUCCAAUUUGAAAAAGAUAUAAAAAAUUGUUAUGUUAAUAAUUCUGAAAAAUUACUUUUUAAAAUUAAAUAAUUAAAACAAAAUACACUUAUAAAUAUCUACAG
Molecule: messenger RNA, 2462 nt
Organism: Leptopilina boulardi
Lineage: Eukaryota; Metazoa; Arthropoda; Insecta; Hymenoptera; Figitidae
Exons: 4
Coding region: 17-1021 (334 amino acids)
Source: RefSeq, a predicted model, not a curated record